Molecule: messenger RNA, 993 nt
Organism: Scomber scombrus (Atlantic mackerel)
Lineage: Eukaryota; Metazoa; Chordata; Actinopteri; Scombriformes; Scombridae
Product: PDZ domain-containing protein 7-like
Exons: 5
Biological process (GO): auditory receptor cell stereocilium organization; sensory perception of sound
Cellular component (GO): cilium; stereocilium tip; stereocilia ankle link complex
Molecular function (GO): protein binding
Source: RefSeq, a predicted model, not a curated record
GAAGCUUAUGAUAUCCUCAAGUAUCGCUCAGUCCGAACUCCUCCUCUUCGCUCCCCCAUGUCUGGUCGAGCCCCCAAACGACGCCUUAUCACUCCCAUCCCAGAUUACAGAGGAGGCUUCGAGCUCCACAGUGCUGAGGAGGUGGAGAAGGAGAGCCACCUGCUGGAGGAGCUGGAGAAGCUCAGUGUGUCUGGGCCUCGAGUGUCCCGGCAGCGGCACCAAACCUCCAGGUCCCAAACCUGCAGGUCCUUCUCUGCGCUGCUGGACGUACCGGUGGACGGUUACGACUCAAAGCCCAGAGACCUCAAACCCUCCUCCAGCCCGAUCCCUCCCAACUGGCUUCUGACCCGCAGCGACGACCCUCGCCCUCCUCCUCUCCGAACCGACAUCGGCACGAUCCGCUCCGUCCACUUCGACGAGGUUUCUCUGCACUCUGCGUCGGACAAGGGGAACGCCGCCUCCGUCAGAGGGAGGACCGCGUCUAAAAACGGCCAGUCCAAAGGCAAAAAGGAGAAAAGUGGAGACAGGAGUAAAGAGAGUGUGUUCACGCUGCAGAGCGCCCCUCGCAGGAGUCGGCCGUUGUUGUCGCAGGUGUUCGGUUCGGGUUCGGAUCAGGUGAGAAGCGGACAGAUGAACGGACAUCAGGUGACCGCUGAGAACGGACUGAACGGCUCCGAGCCUGAGCAGGAGUACAAGCUCAAAGCCGUCAGCAUCUCCAAGACCAAGCAGUCCCUCGGCAUCAGUAUAUCUGGUGGGAUGGAGUCAAAGGUUCAACCGGUGGUGAAGAUUGAGAAGAUCUUUCCUGGAGGAGCCGCCUCCACCUGUGAAGUACUCAAGGCUGGAUUUGAGCUGGUGUCCGUUGACGGAGUCUCGCUGCACGGAGUCACUCAUCAGCACGCCGUCGACAUCAUCCGAAAAGCCUUCAGCAACAAGGCCAAAGACCCCAUGGUGUUCGUGGUCCGAGUCCCUAAAGACAUUUUAAAAGGACACUGA